Molecule: messenger RNA, 2379 nt
Organism: Trichobilharzia szidati
Lineage: Eukaryota; Metazoa; Platyhelminthes; Trematoda; Strigeidida; Schistosomatidae
Source: the annotation of a GenBank genome assembly
AUGCCUAAUUUAAUCGAUAUUUCUGUGCAUGAUCAUCUGCAUGAACUUAAUCGAUCGUAUGAAUUGAUUACUCGUGUGGUUGACUCUUUAUUACACUAUGAAAAAUGGGCUAUUUCAUCUCACGGUGAUCUACUGACAGCAGACAGUUUGGAUGAACUUGGUUUCCGGCAUAGUGAUGUGAUAAAGCGACAUUUCGAUCUUCUGCAUUACUUGCUACGCAAUGUAGAACUCACAUUGAGUGUUGAACGUGCAAAAGCGCUGUGGGAGACAUUAAUUGGUCAGACACGAGCUGCACCGUUUGAUCGUGAACAAGCAUUUAUUUGGUUCUCGUCAUGCUUGAAUUUUCUUGACACUGAUGCUCAAACAUUCGUCUUCACGAAAGUAAUUUUGAAAUCAAAUCCUGCGUUAUUUCGUUCAAUCGCUGGGUUUGAAUGUUUUAGAGGCUUUUUUGAGAAAGUCAAUUUAAACGAAGGUCGUAUGAAACAGGUGGCAAAAUCAUGGCAUGUUGAACGACCUGAUCUAAUUGGAUUAGAAUUUGUAUGGGAUUUAUAUCUAGCCCUACCAUCACCUGAUGCAAGUCUAGACGGUGGACAUUCAAAUCGUCCUGUGGAGGCUGAUACGACGUCCACCGUUAUUGAUGCAACAACUGGAAACAAGCCGAAUCUUGGUGAUUCGUCUAAAAUUCAGACUGUACCUGCUGUAGUAUCAUAUUCGUUGUCAUCAUCAUCGGUAGCAGCAGCAGCAGCAGCGUCAGCAUCACCGUCUGCAGCAUUAUCAAGUAGUGCAAAAUCAACACCUGAUGCAGCAAAACCAGCUAGAUUACUUUUGUUAAAUAUUCACUGGGGCCAGUUAGCACCAAAGUUGAGACGUGAUCCAGAAUCGUGUUACCGUCGUUUCUUUGAUACAUGCAGACGUAGACUAGAAGCUAAUUAUGCUUUGGGUCGCGGUUUAGUCACUGAAUAUGGCGUCACAUCAGUCCUGGCAGAAACUGGUGAACUGUUAGCUGCACUGAUGUUGGGCAUUGGACCGGCGACAAAAGCAAAACACUGCAGUCGUACUGUAGCUAAAUUAGCUAUACACCAUUUACUCGGAUUAAUUAGUCUAUGCCUUUAUUCAGAUGAAAUGUUUGGUUGUCGCACUCAGCAUCCGAACUGGAAACCUCAUGGUUGUACAUAUCGAGGUUGGGAUAUGCCAUUGCUUGUUAAAGUUGAAACUGUUAAACAAGGCCAGUCGUCUCUUUCAACUAAUAAUCCUUCGAUUUGUUUAAAUCAAACUGGGAAUAAAUUGUCUUCUAGUAAUACUAAUCUAUUAGGCGAUUCUUAUCAGUAUUCAAAUCUUAGCGAUGAACCAAUAUUACUAUUAGCGCAUUCAAAUGAACCGCUUAGUUCAAUCAGAGACAGAGCUUAUCUUGCCUCAAGUGCAUAUUUAUUCGCCUUUCAAUCUCAGUCGAAUUAUCGACAAGACAAUAAUUUAUCUCCAUCGUGGACAGCAGCUACACUAUCACUUGGAAAAGCACCAGAGCCAAAAGUCUCCUCACUGUCUUCAUCUUCAAAAGAACCGGUUGUGAGGACUAUGCUUUCAAACGACAUGUCAAUUCAACGUAAUGAAAUUAAAUCAGCUGGUAGAGAGAAAUCAUCACAGCUACUAGACACUGUUUUAAAUCGAAUGCCUAUUGGUGAACUUGGAUUUCAGGUUGGUCGUCAUUUAAUUGUUCGAUUUUAUGCAGAGUCGAACAGUCGUUCACGUAGUCGGAUUAGCAAUACAAGUGUUGUCUCUUCUGUAGCCACACCACCACAAGGAAUGUCAAAUAACUCCCUGUACAGCAGUUCAUUUUCAUUGGCUGGUGCUUAUUCGUCUACACUGGAAUUAACAAAUGAAAGUUCAAAUAAUCCUACUAAUACUGUUUCGAACAGGUAUACUUUAGCACACGAUGAAUCAACUGGACUUUUGAGUUCUUUCAGAAAACGUUUAGAAAUCCCGUCUAUCGGAAGUAAUCUAAUGUCUAGAGGUUCCUCAAUUCUCAGUUUAAAUGCAAAACAAUCAUUGGCAGAUUUAUCAGUUGAUUUGUCGAAUACAAAUCAGUCAGUGUCAGCGAAUACUUCAAGUGUCAAGACUGUUCUGCUGAGUAUGUGCUUAGGUCAAGAUUCAGCAGUUUAUGAACUGCUCUUUGAAUUAGCUGAAUCAGAACUUUCCUGUCUUAAUUUGCAGUCGGGGAAAGAGCUGCAUUCUUCUACAGGAACAUCAUCUGGGGCAUAUUUUUCUUCAACAUUUAGUUUUAUUCAUCCUGUACGCUUAUUGUUAGCCUUCGUUAUGGACGCAAUGGUAGUGGAAGUGUGCAUUCACAAUAUAAUCUGGUGUGUAAUCCAUACACACUAUUGA